Messenger RNA from Alternaria burnsii, 1785 nucleotides. RefSeq names its product heme-dependent catalase. Gene Ontology annotation, molecular function: catalase activity; heme binding. The transcript is spliced from 4 exons. Gene Ontology annotation, biological process: hydrogen peroxide catabolic process; response to hydrogen peroxide. Gene Ontology annotation, cellular component: cytoplasm; peroxisome; mitochondrion. Lineage: Eukaryota; Fungi; Ascomycota; Dothideomycetes; Pleosporales; Pleosporaceae. Bases 1 to 1785 code for a protein of 594 amino acids. The record is from RefSeq and is a predicted model, not a curated record.
AUGUCGACCGGUGCAAACGCCUCCCAAAACGACCCGAUGCAACAUCCCCUCGAGGCCAUCUCUCAGGGUAUCCAAAGUGUUGCUGGAGAGAAACGUGCGCCAAGGCAAAGCCAUAUGGGCUCAGCCAACGAAGGACCUGCCGAUAUAGCUGCAAAGAUCUCUGGUGCUGUUCAAGGCGGAAAGCGUGAGGAUGAUGGGCCUUACUUUACCUCCAAUGAAGGUAUCCCAUGGAUCGACCCAGCACACAGCAAGACCAUCGGCGGUAUACCCGUAGCGAGCGAUGUGUUCCUUUUCCAGAAGCAACAGACUUUCAAUCGUUCCAAGAACCUGGAGCGAAUGGUACAUCCUUGUGGUUCUGGUGCGUUUGGAUACUUCGAGUGCACCAAGAAGGUUGAUUCUCUCACAAAAGCCAACUUCCUCUCCAGCGUAGGUGAAAAGACUCCUGUCUUCGUCCGAUUCUCGACAGUCACCGUUGGUCGUGAGUACCCUGAUGAAGCUCGCAACCCCCGCGGUUUCGCCAUUAAGUUUUACACCAUGGAGGGCAACUACGACAUCGUCGGUCUCAACUUCCCCAUCUUCUUCUGCCGCGAUCCCAUCCAAGGACCAGAUGUCAUUCGAUCCCAAGCCCGUAACCCAAGGAAUUUCCUUCCAGACUACGAUGCGCUAUUCGAUUUGCUAGCAAAUACCCCGGAGAGUAACCAUGCAGGCCUCAUGUUCUUCAGUGACCAUGGCACACCGGUCGGAUGGCGAUUCAACCAUGGUUAUGGCUGCCAUACCUUCAAGUGGGUCAAUUCGGAGGGCAAAUUCGUUUACAUCAAGUACCACUUCAUCGCCAAGCACGGCCAGAAGCAGUUCACACAGCGAGAAGCGACACAGAUGUGUGGUGAAGACCCAGACUACUCGAAGCGUGACCUGUGGGAAGCCAUCGAGAAUGGAGAAGAGAUUGAAUGGACCGCCAUGGUUCAGGUCAUGGAGCCCCAGGAUGCGGAUCCCGAGAAGCUCGGCUUUGACCCCUUCGAUGUGACCAAGGUCUGGCCGCGCAAGCAGUUCCCUAUGCAAGAGUUUGGUCGUCUGGUUCUAAACAAGAACCCCGAGAACUUCCAUCGCGAUGUCGAGCAAGCCGCUUUCUCGCCCGGCAGCAUGGUGCCUGGUAUUGAGGACUCGCCCGACCCAUUACUCCAGUUCCGCAUGUUCUUCUACCGCGAUGCACAGUAUCACAGAAUCGGUGUGAACCUGCACCAGAUUCCCGUCAACUGCCCCUUCAUGUCGAAGUCUUUCUCGCCUUUGCAGUUCGAUGGCCAGAUGCGUGUCGAUGCCAACCACGCCGGAAACAAGCAAUACGUACCCAACAGUUUUGCACACAAGUUCCGCCCUGACGUCGCCGAGGCACCGUACCAGGUCUCAGACAACAUCAUGAGCCGCAAGAGCCAUUAUUGGCAUGAGGCCAAGAAGAGCGAGUACGACCAGGCAAAGGAGCUGUGGACUAGGGUCAUGUCGCCCGAGAAGAGGCAACACACCAUUACCAACACUUUUAACAUGCUGAAAUUUGUCAAGUAUGCCGACAUUCAGAAGAAGUACCUCGCACAAGUCUACAACAUUGGUCCCGACUACGCUCAAGGGAUCUAUGACCUCCUCGCAAAGUCUGAUUCCAAGCCUGAGUUUCCCUUCUCAGAGGUUGAGAAGCUAGCUGAGUCUGCACAUGUUUGGUUCAAGGAGGAGAAAUUUCGACCUUCCAAUGGUGAGAGGCUGACUGGAUAUGCGCCAAGUGGACCCGUCUACAACUAA